UUCGAUGAGCGCGCAAUGGCGUAGGAUUUGGAUAUUCUGAUUGAAAGACCAUAUCAGUCGAUGGACUUGAUGCACCUUACAUUUAUCAAAACAAAGAAGCUGUGUUGUUUCGUUACCGCGAGUGUAUUGUGCGAUUCACGAAUCGCGACUUCGUUGAGAUGCGAAUAUAUUAGCGUAUUGCUGCGCGACGCUCUGCGAUUUGAGGCUGAAAGUGUCGUGCUUGUUUUACAUUUAUUUUUCUUUCUUUUUUCCGUUGAACCUCAACGAUUGUCGUCGUUGUCAUCGUUGUGACCGACUCCAUUGUUGCUUAUUGAGAUUGAAUUAUAUUUUGACCUGAUUGCAAGAUAGACAAGUUAAUAUGGGUGGGGCUGUGAGCAGUGGGAAAGAUAAUAAUGAACUAGUGGAUAAUCUCCUGGAGUCUGGAUAUAUCAAAACUAAACAGGUCGAACAAGUGUUCAGGGCUGUCGACAGAGCCGAAUAUAUUCUACACUCUCAUCGAGAAUCAGCCUAUAAAGACAUGGCUUGGAAGCAUGGUAACAUCCAUCUCUCUGCACCAUGUGUCUACAGCGAAGCAAUGGAGGGCCUUUCCUUGGCACCAGGAUUAAGUUUCUUAAAUCUUGGUUCUGGAACUGGCUAUCUCAGCACCAUGGCAGGCCUCAUAUUAAAACAAAAUGGAAUCAAUCAUGGCAUUGAGUUGCAUCAAGAUUGUGUAAAAUAUUCUUAUGAUCGUUUGGAAGAAUUUAAACGGGAGGCAUCAGCAUUGGACGAAUUUGAUUUCUGCGAGCCUGUGUUUGUCCAAGGUAACUGUCUAAGUGUUACACCCAGCAGACAGUACGACAGGGUUUAUUGUGGUGCUGCGUGCCCAGAAAGUCAUGAAACUUUUGUGAAACAGUUUGUUAAAGUUGGAGGUAUCUUAGUAAUGCCAUACAAAGCAAACUUACUCCGCAUAGAAAGAAUCGAUGAAAUUACAUGGAUGCAUAAGACGAUGUUGCCAGUGUCGUUUGCCACCCUUGUCUUGCCAUCUGCAGCCGAACAAAAUUCGUAUCAAUUACCCGACUGUCAUCCGUUAUCACUUCAAGAAAUCUGUCGUGGACGAAUCCGGCGCAGAUUGCGUGAAAACGUAUGGCUGGAGCGUUCCGAUGUAGAAACGAGAAAACCCGUAACGCAUAAUCGUCUCACACAAUCACCACCUCAACGGACUCGGUGCUACGAUAUACCCGUCUUCGAGGAGUCCGACGAAGGCCUAUCCGACGAAGACGAUGAUUUUAUAGAUAGAGCACAACUGCUGCUGAAUGUUGAUGCCCACUCAAGAGAAUCCAUCGUAACGACAUUGCAGUUAGUUAGAGCCGCCUUUCAGAAUACCCGAGAUGAAAUUCACGACGAUUGGCAGGUGCAAAUCAGGGGUUCAGCUAAUAUUAAUCAUUAUCACGUGGAGACGGUGAACUUAAAUUCGGAUAAUAAUCAGGAGUCUAGAUUGGAACAAGUUGAGGAACCGGAGCGACCACAGAAUAGUGCGGACGCCCAUAGAAACACUGAAAGUAGUUCAGACGCGACAAGUACACGAUCCUCAGCUGGUACUCAACAACAGCGACAGCGACAGAGACAACGACAACAGGAGCGUCAGGAUAGUGCAGCCCGUGCUCGUGUCAAGUAUUCCCAAAAAAACUGCGCCAUAAGCGACAGUGACAAUGAUAUCGAAGAAGACAAUGCGCCGCUACAAUGUAAGAAACCAGCGAAACACGCAAAGUCAGAUAGUGGAAUACUCGAAGAUGUUAACGUCCCCAAUGAGAAUGGUGGCUUAAGUUCACCGACAAAUCAAUCAGACUCUGACGUGGCUGAUGGUACAGACACUAGUGACGCGAUGGAUGUUGACUUAUCAGAUAUAACGACCAGCAAGUCAUUCAAACGCCUUUACAAUUCGCACUCGACAUCGACGAAUUCGACCCCCAGCGAAGACACCAUAUAUGCCCACUAUAUAGACAGUAACGCAUUCACCUCUUACAUGAAAGAAAAGAUACAUCAGCUACCACUUCCCUUAUCUUUGAAAUUGUAUAUAAACUAUAACAGAAACCUGUAAAGUAACUCCUAUUGAAGUCGAAAUAUAUAUAUAUAAAGUACCUUUCCAUUAUAAA
Messenger RNA from Cephus cinctus (wheat stem sawfly), 2132 nucleotides. RefSeq names its product protein-L-isoaspartate O-methyltransferase domain-containing protein 1. Gene Ontology annotation, molecular function: protein-L-isoaspartate (D-aspartate) O-methyltransferase activity. The transcript has 5 exons. The coding region runs from base 359 to 2077 and encodes 572 amino acids. Gene Ontology annotation, biological process: protein modification process. The record is from RefSeq and is a predicted model, not a curated record. NCBI's taxonomy places the organism in Eukaryota, Metazoa, Arthropoda, Insecta, Hymenoptera, Cephidae. Gene Ontology annotation, cellular component: cytoplasm.